AUGGUAAAAACAACUAUACGAGAGUUGGAAAGCGGCUAUAAAUUGUUGUUUAAUAAGCAUAAUUGUGAAAUUGACGCAACAACUCAAGUGAUUCCUUAUGAAACGUCAAAACCAGCAGAAAGUUUGGUUAUUGAAUCACACAAUCAAACUACUACAACAACUACAGAGACAUUGCAGUCAGAAAAUAUUAAUCCAGACAUCAAUGAAGGGGCAACAAAUGAGUUAAUUCCUGAAAACCAGCACGAAACCAUUAUUGAUUCUCCUGUCGAUCAAAUGGCAGAAAGUUCUCCUGAACUGGUGACCGAUUCUUUGAUUGAAAUGAGUCCUGAAAAUUCACCUGCGCCUAUUGCCGAAAAUCAUUUAGAAACUAUUACUGAUUCUCCUGUAGAUCAAAUGGCAGAAAAUUCUCCUGGACUAGUCACAGAUUCUUUGGCUGAAAUGAGUCCUGAAAGUUCAUCUGCGCCAAUUGCGGAUAGCCAUCUAGAAACUAUUACUGAAUCUCCAACCGAUCAAGUGCAGGAAAGCUCUCCCGAGCAAGUCACUGAUUCCUCUGUUGAACCAAACCCAGAAAGUCAACCGGAAAUUGUAAUUGAGGAAAAUUCUGAAACAAAACCAGAAACUAUUACCAAUUCUCCUGUCGAUCAAAUGGCAGAAAAUUCUCCUGAACUGGUGACUAAUUCUUUGAUUGAAGUGAGUCCUGAAAAUUCACCUUUGCCUAUUGCCGAAAGUCAACCAGAAACUAUCACUGAUUCUCCUGCCAAUCAAAUGGCAGAAAGUUUUCCUGAACUAGUCACUGAUUCUUUAGUUGAGCCGAUCCCAGAAAGUUCACCUGCGCCUAUUGUUGAAAGCAAUCAUGAAACUAUUAUUGAUCCUCUUGUCGAUCAAAUGGCAGAAAGCUCUCCUGAACUAGUCACAGAUUCUUUGGCUGAAAUGAGUCCUGAAAGUUCAUCUGCGCCAAUUGCGGAUAGCCAUCUAGAAACUAUUACUGAAUCUCCAACCGAUCAAGUGCAGGAAAGCUCUCCCGAGCAAGUCACUGAUUCCUCUGUUGAACCAAACCCAGAAAGUCAACCGGAAAUUGUAAUUGAGGAAAAUUCUGAAACAAAACCAGAAACUAUUACUAAUUCUCCUGAACUGGUGACCGAUUCUUUGAUUGAAGUGAGUCCGGAAAAUUCACCUGCGCCUAUUGCCGAAAGUCAUUUAGAAACUAUUACUGAUUCUCCUGUUGAUCAAAUGGCAGAAAGUUCUUUUGAGCUAGUCACUGACUCUUUGGUUGAACCAAACCCAGAAAGUAAACCGGAAUUUGUGAUUAAUGAAAAUUCAGAAACACAACCAGAGAUCGUUACUAAUGCGCCCAAUAACCCUAAUUCCGAAAAUCAAUUACACGAACAACCAGCAAUUUUAUCUCCUUCAACCCAAAAUGAACUGGCAGAAAUUGAACAGCAGUCAGCUGCGUUAAACACUUCACAAUGUCAAACAUGUGAUAUGGAAUCUUGCAAAAAUUGGACGCAAAGAACUCUUGACAUGCAAGUUGGUCAACGUCAAAUAGUGAAAGGUAAAAUUUUAAAUUUAUCCAUAUUUCCGAUAGAUUACACUUUAAAGUUGGACUUUGAUGUAAGUUAA
Messenger RNA from Rhagoletis zephyria (snowberry fruit fly), 1620 nucleotides. NCBI's taxonomy places the organism in Eukaryota, Metazoa, Arthropoda, Insecta, Diptera, Tephritidae. The record is from RefSeq and is a predicted model, not a curated record.